This is a messenger RNA of Erigeron canadensis, 1263 nucleotides long. RefSeq lists its product as uncharacterized. The transcript is spliced from 5 exons. The record is from RefSeq and is a predicted model, not a curated record. Lineage: Eukaryota; Viridiplantae; Streptophyta; Magnoliopsida; Asterales; Asteraceae. Gene Ontology annotation, cellular component: chloroplast. The coding region runs from base 79 to 978 and encodes 299 amino acids.
AAAAAAAUUUGAUACAAUUGGGUAAUUUUUGCAACUAACUAUAACAGUAGUGUCCACCCAAACUUAAACCCCCAAACAAUGGCUAUGGUUACUGUCUGUUCAUCAUCAUUAUCUUCUACUUGUUUCCCUAAUUCCAAACUUUCUCCUUUUAGCUAUCAAAAACCAACUUCCAAUUACUACAGAAACAAUAUUUUUAGGCUUUCUAUCUCAUCCCAAACCCAUAAACACAGAGCAACUUCAUUUGGGAUCAAGUGUCAGGCUGCUGGAGAUGAUAGUUUACUGGAACCACCCACAGUUUAUCAAGGGGUUUACGGUCCCUGGUCCGUCGAUACAGCCGAUAUCCGUGAGGUGAUUUCAUACAGGUCUGGAUUAGUAACAGCUGCAGCAUCAUUUGUUGUUGCAUCAUCAACUGCUUUCUUGCCUGAUGACUUUUUCUUGACUGAAUUUUUGAAGCAAAAUAUUGAUAUACUUUACGUGUUUGGAGCUACUGGAUUAGGGUUGUCAUUGGUUUUGAUACAUAUUUAUGUAACUGAGAUUAAAAGGACACUUCAAGCAUUAUGGUUUCUUGGAGUUGUUGGAUCAUUUGCUACAAAAGUAUGUCUGGCUCAACCAGCUGAUCAGAGUUUGGUGCAGUAUGUUGUUGAUAAUCCGGUAGCUGUUUGGUUUGUUGGCCCGUUGUUUGCAGCGUUAACUGGUCUUGUGUUUAAAGAAGGACUUUGUUAUGGCAAGCUGGAAGCUGGUAUUUUAACGUUUAUCAUUCCUUCGGUUCUUCUUGGGCACCUGAGUGGUUUAAUGGAUGAUGGAGUGAAAGGAACUCUACUUGGAGUGUGGAUGGCACUCUUCACGAUAUUUGCAGCAAGAAAGUUUACUCAGCCUAUCAAGGAUGAUAUUGGAGACAAAUCUGUGUUUACGUUCAAUGCUCUACCUGAAGAAGAAAAGGCAGCGUUGAUACAGAAACUCGAACAACAAAAGUUCUGAUAUUGGUACAUAUGCUUGUAUAUCCUCACAUUCUCACAAUAGUUACAAAAUUGUAACAAGAAAAUACUGUGGACGUUUUUGAGCUAUAGAAUUAAAUAGGUUUGCUGUAUUAUAGGUAAAAUUUGUUCUUGGUCUAAUUCUUCGUUAUUUAUGUUUGCUACAACCUACAUACGAAAAUCUAGUAGUUGAAGCUAAGACAGUGUGGGCAUGUUUCCCCAUCUGGAUAUUUGUCUAAUUGUAAAAUUGUCAAUGGAAUUCUGCCAAAGGAACCCCUUGGAUUAUCAA